AUGUCUGUUCCUACGAAAUACAUAUUGGUAUCUUUACCAACAUCUAUCUCUCAAUCCAGCGAUAAAGAAGAAGCUUUAACAGCUCUCCGGUCUACAAUCUCCCCCGAUAAUGGGACUACGAUACCAUUCAAGAUCCCCGAAUUCAAAAUCGGUACACUAGAUGCAUUGGUUGGGCAAGCAGAUGAUCUUGCGAAGUUGGAAAGCGCUUGUCAAGGUGUUGUAGCAAAAGUUGGAGAAUCUCUUCGCAAUUUAUUGGAAGGAGAUGAGAGCAAGAUUGCACAACAGAAGACUGUGAAUGAUAAGCCUGCGGAUCAAUACCUACGUACUUUCUCAUGGAAUAAAGUCAAAUAUCGUGCCGACAAACCACUCGCAGAGUUAAUCGAUUCGUUACAAAAGGAACUUGUUAGUAUCGAUAAUGAUGUUAAGGGUAAAAUGAACCAAUAUAACCAAGUCAAGACGAAUCUUACAACAUUACAACGGAAACAAACAGGAAAUCUUUCUACGAAAUCCCUUACUCCAGUCGUCGAUCCCAAAUUACUGGUACAAGAUUCCGAAUACCUCGAAACUCACCUUGUCGUUGUUCCAACAAAUGUUAAGAAGGAUUUCCUUAAGACUUAUGAAACCAUAUCGCCCAUGGUUGUUCCAAGAUCCUCCGUGGAAGUAACCCAUGACGACGAGUUCACAUUAUUUGCGGUCACAACAUUCAAAAAGCAUAGCGCAGAUUUCCAACACAAAUGUAGAGAAAAUAAAUGGACACCCCGUGAUUACAAAUACGUAGAGGGUGGAAAGGAGGUAGAAAGAAAGGAGGCCGAGAAAGUAGAGAAGGAUGAGCGCAAGGUAUGGGGUGAAGCUCUAAGACUUGGUAGAACUGGUUGGAGUGAAGCUGUCAUGAUAUGGAUUCAUGUCUUAACUUUGAGGGUAUUCGUUGAGACGGUCCUAAGAUAUGGAUUACCCCUGGAUUUCGUCUGUGGUUUGGUUAAGUCAAACCCCAAAGGAGCCAAGAAAGCGAAAGCGGCACUUGAUUCGACAUAUGGUUAUCUCGGAGGCAAUGCUUUCGGUCGAGACAAGAAAGGAAAGGCUUUGAAAGAUGAUUCGGCAUUAUCAUCCGAAAUAGCUGCAGCGGGAGUUGGUGGAGGAGAAGGCAACGAGUACACGGCCUAUGUCUAUUACGAAUUCGAAAUCAUAUAG
Botrytis fragariae is the source of this 1188-nucleotide messenger RNA. Its product is annotated as putative vacuolar atp synthase subunit c protein. The transcript has 5 exons. Bases 1 to 1188 code for a protein of 395 amino acids. The record is from RefSeq and is a predicted model, not a curated record. Gene Ontology annotation, biological process: proton transmembrane transport. Gene Ontology annotation, molecular function: proton-transporting ATPase activity, rotational mechanism. Gene Ontology annotation, cellular component: vacuolar proton-transporting V-type ATPase, V1 domain. Lineage: Eukaryota; Fungi; Ascomycota; Leotiomycetes; Helotiales; Sclerotiniaceae.